ACUGAGUGGCACCCCUGAUGUGAGGGGCAGCGAGAGCAGGGUCUGUGCCCAUGGGGUGUCGCUGAGGAUGGAUUUUUUCUCCAGGCUUGGCUUGUGCACACCAGGCAGAAGUGCUGUGCCGUGGGACGGGGCACCCAGGAUGAGAUGUUCCCUGCCGUGAAGAGAGAGCCCAGGCAGGAGGAUGAAGCACAGGGGCACGCUGGGCUGCUCGCUUCCUAGGUGCUGGAGAGAGGCCACCCCUCCGUGCAGGGCUGCAAAGCAUGUUCCACCUCUUCUCCCACUGCUGGUCGUGGCUGCAGGCCAUACAGGAGCCCGUCAGGAAGGUGACCCUCCUUGUCAUGGGGCUGGACAAUGCCGGGAAAACCUCCGUCAUCGCGGACAUCGAGCGGGCGCUGGCCGGGGAGGUGCUGCCCGCCGCGCAGCCCGGCCAGAGCCGCCUGCGGCUGGAUCGCUUCGAGGUGACCCUGCUGGACCUGCCCGGGGCACAGCGCUGCCGCAGCGCCUGGCGCAGCCACUACAGCCAGGCACACGGGCUGCUCUUCGUCCUGGACUCCGGUGACCCGGCACGCGUGGAGGAGGCCCGCAGGGUCCUGAGCCGCGUCCUGAGCCACCCCGAUGUCUCCGGGAAGCCGCUCUUGCUGCUGGCCAACAAGCAGGACGCGGCGGCCGCGCUGCUGCCCUGCGAGCUGAUCGAGCGGCUGUGCCUGGAGCGCCUGGUCAACGAGAACCGCUCUCCGUGCCGCAUCGAGCCCUGUGUCGCCAAGCGUGUCCCCCCGGCCGGCCCGGCCCGCACCACCGUGCAGGGGCUGCGCUGGCUGCUCCGCGCCGCCGCCGCCGCCCCGGCCCCGCCGGCCCCGGUGCCGCCCGCCCCGCGGGCCGCCCGCCCCCGCCCGCCCGGCCGCCGGGACCGGCCGGCCCCCGGCGAGGAGGCUCGGGAGGGCGCGGGGAAGAACGGGGAGCCCCGGGCGGUGCGCCCCGUCUGCCGCCUGCUGCCCCUGGAGGAGAGCGCCAAGGGCCCCCGGAGGAGGAAGAGGAAGGUGAAGGUGAAGAAGAAGGGCUUGGGGCAGCCGAGCGCAACCGAAGAGCCAGAGGGACCAGGAGCGGGGGCUGCGGUGGGGCUGCUGCUCCCCAACCGGGUGGGGCAGGAGGAGCCCACAGCCGUGGGGAUGGGCACCCCCCAGCCAGCACAGGGUAUGAGGAAGAAAAAAAAGAAGAAAAUUAAGAAUAAGAUCAAGUCACGGGAACCUUCUCUGGAGCAGCAGCGAGAGGAGGUCUCAAGCACCUUUGAUUUGUACCGCCGGGCCAUGCUGGCUCUGAAGAUGAGGCAGGAGCAGAGGAAGCAGCCAUCGGCCAUCGCCCCCUGAGCAGGGGGCACGGAGCACGGGGCUGUGGUCCCGGAGGAGCCAGGCUGCAGUGGCAGCGAGCCCCACGCCCUGCAGAGCUGCCGGGUGCUUGGCCAGGGUGGCAGAGCUGGGAAAUGGGGCCCGGGCCACAAACAGCAUCUUUGUCCCCUGCGUGGCUUGAAAAGCAGGGAUCCACAGGGGCGAGCCGAAGGUUCCUUUGUGGGAUGCCUCUGUGGCAGCCGGGCUGCAAAGCCGUGUGAAGAGGGAACAGCGGCCGCUUGCCGCCCCCUGUUAGCACUCCGUGGAAAACUCCAUCUAAACCCGGGUUAGUCUGGAGGAAAGGAAGAUCCGAGCAAACGCCAGGGGGAAAGCUCGUCUCUUGAACUGAGCUGUGCCCGGGGAAAGCUGUCUUAGCAGGUCAGGGCUGAGCUGGCCCGGCAGUCACUCCCUGCCUGCUGCCUGGAGCUCGUUCUGGCACUGCCUGGCACUGCCUACUCCUUCUCGGACUGCCUGGUCUCGUUCCCUGCUGGUGGAGGAGGGAGGGCAGCCCCAGGUGCUCUGCGGAGGAGCUCCACAUCUGGCAGGGCUGUCAGGACCCACUUCACCCACUGCAGGAAGGCGAUGCCCGUGUGUGUGCACCCUGCAGCCCGUCAGCGAACAUUUCAGUUCAAAGGCAGCUGGUGGCGGAGGCUCCAUCCCCAGGAGCGUUCCUCCUGAUCCUGCCACCCCUCCCGGAGGGACAGCCUGGCCCCUGCUGCCCCAGGUGGUCCCUGCCGUGAGACAGGGUGGGCAGCAGCACACCCGUGCCAGGGCAGCAGCACACCCGUGCCAGGGCAGCCCGUGACACACCGUGUCUGCCGUGUCUGCUGGCUGGCAGAGCUGCCCCCAGCCCUGGAGACACUUCACCUGAAGUCAGGGGUUGGGUGUUUUCUGGGACACCUGCAGCAAGCAGCAGAAGCUGAGGCGAGCGUUAGUCACCUCUGCUUCCUGUUACUCAUUAACAGCGCUGCCUCUGCGGGCCAGGGCAAGGCAAAUCACCCUUCCCUUGGCAGGGCUGGAAGGGGAAAAGAAGAGAAACUGGCCACUCUGCCUUGCCAGCCUGCCAUAAAGCUCUGUCUGACUCUGCCGUGUUCAGCUGUUGGUGACUGAAGGGAUUAUUUGUAAAUCAACCGUAAAUAACAGCAGCAGAAGUGAAUGCUGCCCUGCAAAUACAGCACUUUGUGUAUCAGC
Molecule: messenger RNA, 2573 nt
Organism: Motacilla alba alba
Lineage: Eukaryota; Metazoa; Chordata; Aves; Passeriformes; Motacillidae
Gene: ARL13A
Product: ADP ribosylation factor like GTPase 13A
Exons: 9
Coding region: 261-1364 (367 amino acids)
Biological process (GO): non-motile cilium assembly; receptor localization to non-motile cilium
Cellular component (GO): ciliary membrane; non-motile cilium
Molecular function (GO): GTP binding; GTPase activity
Source: RefSeq, a predicted model, not a curated record